Molecule: messenger RNA, 540 nt
Organism: Culex quinquefasciatus (southern house mosquito)
Lineage: Eukaryota; Metazoa; Arthropoda; Insecta; Diptera; Culicidae
Product: protein naked cuticle homolog
Exons: 3
Coding region: 20-361 (113 amino acids)
Source: RefSeq, a predicted model, not a curated record
CUGCUAUGAGAACUUGAUCAUGGACAAGGAGGAGUGCCGGAAGAGUUCACUCUGCCGCCGGGAGCUGAUCGAGAUCAUCCGGGAUAGCAAGGUGAAGAACAGUCUUAGGAAACUCCUGGAAAAUUCACCAAAGCAUCGCCACCGGUCGCACACGAUUUCGGCCUGCGUCAACGGAGAUCAAGAGCAGCAGUGCACCAUGAUCGGUGCCGACCAAACGCAUGUGGUUGCCGCCCACAACGAGACUAACCUGUGCGGUUACGAUUCCUAUCUGCACCAGACGAUCUGUGCGGCGGUUGCUUCGGCAAAGCAUGCGACCUUGCAUGGUGGAGUUCUCGGUGGAGCAUUGACGGCCCUGCCGUAACGACUGGCGGGAUUCUGCAGCAACACGACGCACACACACAGAGGAAGGAACAACGCCUCGCAGUCACCAACCGGACCCAGCAAUACCCGAAUCUGUGCUCGACCAGCAAUAUCCGAAUCUGUCAGCUGGCGGAAGAGAUGGUCGAACGGGAAGGCCCCCGGAAGGCUGCCGCCCUCAAG